AUGAUUGCGCCCAAUUUGAUUUUGGGCAGCACGGAUUUUGGCGUCGUCAAGCAGAUCAGGACAGGCAGCACGACGAGCGGAUACACUGGCGUCUUUGCGCUUGGUCCGCAAGCGGGGCUCGACGGUCAGAUGAAGAGCGAUACAUUCAGCACGUGGAUGACCGGUGCGACUGAUGCAGGUAUUGUCCCACGAAAUGUCGUUACUAUCGACCUCGAUGAGCCUUCGCUGACUUUGGGCUACGUCAAUCUGGACAACGCUGUUGGGGAGCUUGUAUAUCUGCCCUGUCUCGAGGCGGAGAGUUGGCAAGUAAAGAUCGGCAUGCCGCAAAUCGGAUUCGAUGGGUCGAUGAUAGUCGACACAGGCGCCCCACUCUUCAUACUUACGCCGACGGCUAUGCAGAUGUUGAUGAAGUAUAUACCUGGUUCAAAGCUCGUGGAGGGAACCAGGAUUCUACUGGUCCCAGCUGACCAUCUGCCGAAGGAUCUGACGUUUAUGGCCCGUCUUUCAUCUUUGCUCGCGCUUCGCUGGGCUGAUGCAUUUUCGGGACAGUUUGGCAACCUAGAAUUUGUACUGCCAGGCAAAGAGCAGCUUCUAGGCGCGGCGACAAGACGGGAUUGGCACGGAUUCGUAUUCUCCAUCUUCCAGCAGAUUGCAGACAUGCCGGCCGGCGUUGAUGCGAUAAUGGGCAGCAAGAUCCUUCAGCACCUGAUCGUUGUGCUUGACGACGACAAUCAGCAGAUCGGCUUCGCCGCUCGCAAGAGAACGUGA
This is a messenger RNA of Mixia osmundae IAM 14324, 768 nucleotides long. RefSeq lists its product as uncharacterized. Gene Ontology annotation, biological process: proteolysis. NCBI's taxonomy places the organism in Eukaryota, Fungi, Basidiomycota, Mixiomycetes, Mixiales, Mixiaceae. Gene Ontology annotation, molecular function: aspartic-type endopeptidase activity. The transcript has a single exon. The coding region runs from base 1 to 768 and encodes 255 amino acids. The record is from RefSeq and is a predicted model, not a curated record.